AUGCCGAAAAUCAACUUGUCUCUCGACGCCGAACAGGCCGCUUUCGACCAGGAAGUCGCCGAGAUCAAGUCAUGGUGGAAGUCGUCCCCCAAGCAGCGCCAGCUGAAGCGCCCAUACCCGGCUGAGCGCAUUGCGGCGCUUCGGAGCUCGAUCAAGCAGAAAUACCCGUCGAGCGACAUGGCAUUGAAGCUGUGGGAGCAGAUGAACGAGCACCAGAAGAACGGAACUUGUGAGCUGACAUUCGGCUGCACUGAUCCGCUGCAAGCGGGUGUCAUGGCGAAGCAUCAGCAGACCAUCUACGUCUCUGGAGCGCUAUGCGGUUAUUCGCAGGUCAGCCAGCCUGGGAUGGACCACGCAGAUUACCCGUGGGAUACGGUGCCCGCGACAGUCAACAAGAUCUUCCGGUCUCAGCAAUGGCAGGAUCAGCGACAGCGCCAAUUCCGCUUCCUGUACCCUAAGGCCGACCGGGCAGGUCUGGAGCAAUGGGACUUCCUCACUCCCAUCGUGGCCGACGGAGACAUGGGCUUCGGCGGUCUGACCCAUACGAUGAAGAUGACGAGAGCGUUCGUCGAGGCCGGCGUGGCCAUGUUCCAUCUCGACGAUCUGGCAAUUGGAACCAAGAAGUUCACCAUCGGUGAAGGACGAACCGUCGUCCCGACCAGCGAGUAUCUGUCUCGGCUGACGGUUGCGCGCAUGCAGAUCGACAUCAUGGGCGCGGAGACGAUGCUCAUGUGCCGCUGCGACACCGACCACGCAGGCUACAUCACGUCUGUGAUCGACGCUCGCGACCACGCGUACGUCCUGGGCGCCACCAAGCCCGUGGAGCCGCUCACCAUGGUCCUGUCCAAAGCGCUUGCCAGCGGCGCCGACUACCUGCAGACGCAAAAGGACUGGCUCGCCUCGGCGGAACUGAAGACGUUCGACGACGCCGUCGCAUCCCACGCUGCAUCCUCCCCUGACAGCGUGGCAGCGUACCAAGCCGCGGUCAAGAAAGCUUCCGGCUCGGCCUCCAUUUCGCUGUCUGCCCGCCGCGCCCUGGCCGCCGAGCACCUCCCCAAGGAGCUCUACUCGACGCUCUUCUUCGACUGGGACCUGUGCCGGACGCCCGAGGGCUCGUACCGCUUCGCGCCGACCGUCGACGCCGUCAUCUCGCGGGCCCUCCUCGCGGCCGGCCUGGGCGAAGUCACCUGGGCGCGCAUGGACUACCCCGUGCCGUCGGACAUUGACACGUUCCACAAGGCCGUGCGCGCCGUGCACCCGGACCGCAAGUUCGCCUUCGGAUACACGGGCGGGUACGACUGGCUCAAGGCGGGCUGGACCGCGGAAGAAAUCAAGGAGUUCCCGUGGGCCAGCUCCAAGAAGUACGGCAUCGUGUGGCAUGUCCAGCCCAUCUGGGCGCUGCAGGGCAUGAGACGCGCCGUCGAGGAAUUCUCGGCGCUUUGGCAGAAGGGUGGCAUCGCCGCUUACAUGAACGCCGUCCAGGCCAAGGAGCUGAAGACCAGCUAUCCGGGCUUGGCCGCGCGCACCGACGGCGCUGCCGCCGAUACAAACGGGGUCGAGGAGGACGACGCCGACAACGCGGGAUACGCCAGGUUUAGGUUCUCCGGUGCCUACUUGGCCGAUGCCCUCUUGGAGACCGCCACCAUGGGCGUCGACGGCGCCGAGAAGGGCUUGUUGAUGGGUGAAGGCGUGGUCAAAGGUCCCAAGGCGAAUCGCUUUGGCUAA
Molecule: messenger RNA, 1725 nt
Organism: Capronia coronata CBS 617.96
Lineage: Eukaryota; Fungi; Ascomycota; Eurotiomycetes; Chaetothyriales; Herpotrichiellaceae
Product: isocitrate lyase
Exons: 5
Coding region: 1-1725 (574 amino acids)
Biological process (GO): carboxylic acid metabolic process
Molecular function (GO): isocitrate lyase activity
Source: RefSeq, a predicted model, not a curated record